This is a messenger RNA of Didymodactylos carnosus, 1179 nucleotides long. Lineage: Eukaryota; Metazoa; Rotifera; Eurotatoria; Philodinida; Philodinidae. The record is from the annotation of a GenBank genome assembly.
AUGAAACAAGAAAUAAAUGCUGCUCUUGAUCUUAUCGUUUCUUACGUACAACGUUUUGGUAAAGUUAAAGAAACGAAUUUGAAUGUAUUUCGAACAAAUCUUGAACAAUCGUUAUUAGAAAAAUAUCAAGGACAUUGGUAUAUCGAAAAGCCAGUUCGUGGACAAGCAUUUCGUUCACUAAUAUUUCAAAAAGACAGUGAAUGUGAUCCGAUUAUUGCAAAAGCAUGUGAAAAAGCUGCGUUUAUGCCCGCUUUACUUGGUAUUCAACAUGAUAUCACAAUAUGGAUAGAUCCAAGAGAAGUAACAAUCAGAAUUGGUAACCAUCCAUAUUUGAAGAACGGACAACAAAUGUUGGUUGCUCGAUUCGAUAAUGAAGGCAAUGAAUUAGUUCGACAUGAUCUCGAUACACUAUUUAAUAGUGACAUAGCGACAAUGCUAAAUGUUACUACUACAACGGUAACAACAAAUAAUAAUCAACAACAUACGUCAUCUUCAUCGUCGUCUUCGUCUGUGUCUGAUUCAUCUCAACCAUGUUCUGGUUCAUCAACACCACAACGUACAUCCUCACCGUAUACAAUGCCAACAAUGUAUCACAAUCCACCACUAUUUACACCACCCAGAACUCUAUCACCGCAAACAACCACAGCCACGUAUCACUCACAAAUUAAUCAACAACCUUCACAUUCAUAUCUUUCGCCAAAUCAAGUUCAAUAUAAUGGUGGAAAUUAUACAUAUUCAUCGAUGCCAAUAGCUGUACCAACACAAAUGACAAAUAUUGAUACAUCCUCUCCAUCUUAUGGUAGUCCAACAGAGGUCGAACGUUCAGACACACCGCAUUCGCAUCACAGUACAGCAUCCAGUGAUAGUACAGAUUCUGGUUAUUGUGGUUACGUUGAAAGUUUCCCAUACUAUUAUAAACUAAAUCGCUUAUAUAAAGCUUUAGCCGUUCAAAAAUAUGCUGGUAUACAAAUGAAACAACCAAUGCAUCCUAAUCGACGAUCAUACAACAAUCAAUUAACAAAUAGUUCAGUGGUAACACCUCCAUUGUCAACAACACCUCCAACACCUACACCUCAAUUUACAAUGAAUCCUCAUCAAACAUCAUUUGUUCCAAUACUUAAUUAUCCUCAUCCUCAUCAACAACGAGAAUUAAUUAUUGGACAUAAAACAAAACAUUAA